AUGUGGAUCAUAAUUUCUAUUGUUGCUAUUAUGUCGAUCAUAAUUAUUCCACCAUCUAUCGUAUUAACAAAAAAAACAAAUAUUAAUAAAUCGACAACAACAAAAUCAUCAAUAGCAGAAAUCAUUACAACACCAAAAGAACCGACAACGUCAUCAGCAACAGCGACCACAACAACAACAAAAACAACAAAUACAACAGCAAAUCCAUCUCUUUCAUUCAAUCAACCAAUGUUUUCUGCAACACCCCUUUGGAAUUCAAAUGGAAUUACUAUUGCUAACCAAUCGAUUGUUGGUCGCGUUCCUAUGGCCAUUUUUGUGAGCACAGAUAAUACAAUUUAUGUCGCUAAUGAAGAUAACAAGACAAUUGUAAUAUGGCAUGAAGAGAGUGGCAAUCCAACAAAGAUCAUUCACGGUAAUUUUACAGAACCGUAUUCUC
Adineta steineri is the source of this 436-nucleotide messenger RNA. The record is from the annotation of a GenBank genome assembly. NCBI's taxonomy places the organism in Eukaryota, Metazoa, Rotifera, Eurotatoria, Adinetida, Adinetidae.